AUGAGCAAACCAAAAGUUUUGAUUACAAGGCCAAGUAUUCCUGAAGAGGGAAUCAAAAAGAUCGAAGCUAAAUGUGAUGUUGAAAUUUACGACCAAGAAAAGCCCAUCCCCAAAGAAGAUCUCAUAAAGAAGAUAAAAGGUGUGAAUGGUCUGUUCUGCCUCCUCACAGAUCCAGUGGACAAAGAUGUUAUUCAAGCUGCAGGAAACCAGCUGAAAGUGAUUGCCACCAUGUCUGUUGGCUAUGAACAUAUUGACUUAGAGGAAUGCAAAAAAAGGAACAUUGCUGUGAGCCACACUCCAAACGUUUCCUCCGAUUCAGUGGCCGAGUGGACUGUUCUACUGAUGCUGUGUGCCGGGAGAAACUUCGAAGAAGCUUCCACUGCCAUUCGAGACGGAAAAUGGGUGUAUUCGUGGAGUCCAACAUGGCUGUCUGGUAUGGGAUUGUUUGAGUCUACUGUUGGUAUCUUUGGAAUGGGGAGAAUCGGUAAGUGGUUAGUUAAAGUAUCGUACUUAACAUGUGUAUAUGUGCCGCGUGUUGUAACUAUAGUCAGUCAAAAAGUUAGCAGCACUGCUUAA
Uloborus diversus is the source of this 576-nucleotide messenger RNA. RefSeq names its product glyoxylate reductase/hydroxypyruvate reductase-like. NCBI's taxonomy places the organism in Eukaryota, Metazoa, Arthropoda, Arachnida, Araneae, Uloboridae. The record is from RefSeq and is a predicted model, not a curated record. Gene Ontology annotation, molecular function: NAD binding; hydroxypyruvate reductase [NAD(P)H] activity; glyoxylate reductase (NADPH) activity. Gene Ontology annotation, cellular component: cytosol. The transcript has 5 exons. The coding region runs from base 1 to 576 and encodes 191 amino acids.